Molecule: messenger RNA, 609 nt
Organism: Beauveria bassiana ARSEF 2860
Lineage: Eukaryota; Fungi; Ascomycota; Sordariomycetes; Hypocreales; Cordycipitaceae
Exons: 1
Coding region: 1-609 (202 amino acids)
Source: RefSeq, a predicted model, not a curated record
AUGUCUUGUCCUAGCGCACCUCCUCCGCCUCCUCUCCCAUGCCCAACAGUGCCCGCCGCCAACCACCAGCCCGAGCCAACACCUCCUACGGUUGCUUUAACCCCCCGAACACCUCCCGACGCGCUCCUCCCCGAACUCAUCACCGCAAACGGCUAUCCCUUCAAGGACCACUGGUCCUACUUUGUGCGCUCGCGCCGGCACCCUGACGUCGGCGUCGUCAUCCACGCGACCGGCGACGUCGCCAACGGGUUCCGCCUCGAGGUGAAGCGCUCCUUUGACCUCGGCGAGCCUGACAACCGGCCUAGCAGGCGCAUCCCGCUGCAGUGGCUGACGGCGGCGCCGCCACCGUCGCAACUCGAUGAGCAGGCGAUGCUGAAUUACGGGCAGCUCAAGUUUGACACGGUGCCGGUCGGCGCGCUCGAGGAGAGCCUGUUCAAGGUCAAGGCGCCAGGCAAGACGCUGAAUACGGUGGGCGUCGAGGGGUCGGUGGGCAAGAGGAUUGUGCAGAGGAACUGUCAGUCGUGGAUCAUUGCGUCGGCGGAGCAGCUCGUCGUCGAUGGCAUGCUGUCGCCAGAUGUAGCAGCAUAUUUGCGGGCUAUCGAGCAGUGA